Messenger RNA from Ambispora gerdemannii, 1089 nucleotides. The record is from the annotation of a GenBank genome assembly. NCBI's taxonomy places the organism in Eukaryota, Fungi, Glomeromycota, Glomeromycetes, Archaeosporales, Ambisporaceae.
AUGAUAGCCUAUAUAUGGAUGUUGCUGGCAAUAUCCUCAACAUUUGCAAUUCCAGCACCUGCUCCUAAUACUUUUGCAAUCCGAUUGGGUUCUCCAAAGUUAAAAAGGUCAAAUACAACGCAGCAGCCUCCAUCAUAUGCUAUUCUGCCUGUUUCCACACGUGAUAAUGAUAAUUCGUGGACAGCUGCAAUCCCAGUCGGAACACCACCAAUAACUGUAUAUUUACAAGUAGAUACUGGUAGUGGAGCAACCGUUGUUCUCGCGCCAUACCAGCCUUCUCUCUCGCAAACUAUGAAAAAAGAACCAGGAGAUGAUAUUACAAUAGAAUUCGCGAGUGGAUUCAAAGUUUCUGGACCUCUUGUAAGAGAUGUAUUUAGGAUCGGUCACAUCACAAUUCCUGAUUAUAAAUUUCUCGCUGGAACUAACAUAACGGGAGAAGCUCCGGGUAAUGGUAUCUUGGGAUUGGGCAUAAAAUCACCGAUUCCUAGUGAUAUCACAAUUGGUACUCCGUUACUUGGAAUACAAUUAGUUAAAGGAGGCGGAGGUCAACUUUUGUUCGGUGGCAUUGAUCAUUCAAUAAUUAUUGGAUCAAUCACCUACGAAAAACAAACCGUAAAAGAUCAAUGGAUAAUCCCAUUAAAGCUAGUAUUCACCAGUGGCGGUGUAGAGCUUUCCGCCGACUCUCGCAUAAAACCCAACAGACCAAUCGAGAGUAACGGACUAAUUGACUCGGGCUCGACAGUAGUCUACGUCGAUGACGAAUUAGCCAAUGCGUUCUAUCGAACUAUUCCCGGUUAUAAUAUUUCUGCUGAUGGAUUUUACACGAUUCCAUGUGAUAUAAAAGUUUCAACGUUGCCUGUUGUGAAGUUGUUGAUAAAUAAUCGAGAGUUUCCGAUUCCAAGAGCUGAUCUUGUGUUUGAACCGACGAAAGAAAAUCCUAAGCAAUGUCUUGGUGGUAUUCAGGGUACUCAACCAGAUCCUAAUCAAUGGAUUAUUGGUGAUACUUUUAUUAAGAAUUAUUAUGUAAUAUUUGAUCGAGGAGAAGGUCAAAUUGGUAUAGCACAACGAUCAGAUGUCAAAUAUGAUUAA